Molecule: messenger RNA, 1791 nt
Organism: Linnemannia hyalina
Lineage: Eukaryota; Fungi; Mortierellomycota; Mortierellomycetes; Mortierellales; Mortierellaceae
Source: the annotation of a GenBank genome assembly
AUGAGCGACGAAAGGGAACACACCGAUAUCUCCAUGCUUGCCCCACCACCAGCAGUCGCACAGCCCACACAAGUCCACUUGACCCCAUCACCCAGUCUUGACAGGAACCUGACUUUCCAACUUGAACAGGGUCACCAACGUGGCCGCUCUUACCUCGGCAGACAGCAUGGCGGCUCCAACCCAGGAUCAAGAGCCAACUCUCGCUCACGUACAUCCAGACCCAACUCCAAGCCAAGAUCAAGGCCAGGAUCAAGACCAGGAUCCCGCCCAGUCUCAUGGCUGGUCUCUGCCAACUCGGACUACACCUCGAUGUACGAGAACUAUGGAGGAUACCGCUCUCGCAGGACCUCGGAUAUUGAUGAAGACGACAUUGCCUCAGCGAUAGAGAAGGGUGCUGGUGGCAAGAUGUCGCGGUCAUCUUCGCGUGCCCCCACAGUGGACGAGAAGGACAGACCCUUGGACCCUACUCGCCCUGGCAUUGUCUCUCAGCAUCCCCAUAAUGCCGGUACAUUGAUCCAUGAGGAUGACAGCAGUGUCGAUUCGAACGACGAGCCUCCUCGUGGCAACGUGUCAGCUCUCAGGGCCAGCUUGCUGCUUUUAAAGGCCUUUGUCGGCACAGGAGUCCUUUUCUUGCCCAAUGCCUUUAGGAACGGUGGCCUUUUGUUCUCAUGCAUCACUCUUGCGGUUGUCGCCUUCAUUUGCUGUUUCGCAUUCCUGCUCCUGGUCAAAGUCCGUCUCACCGUGCGGGAGAACUUUCAGGACAUGGGCUUUGUUCUGUACGGCAAGUGGAUGAGACUCACGGUCCUGUGGGCGGUAACUCUUUCUCAGAUGGGUUUCGUGUGUGCCUACCUGAUCUUUGUCUCCCAGAACCUGUUCGCAGUCGUCCAGACGUUCACCAAGUGUCAGUUUACAGGAAUUCAGGAAAAGUUUUACAUCUUGAUCCCCUUGGUCGUCUUGAUCCCCCUGGUCUUGAUCCGUCGCAUGGCUAUCCUUUCCUUGCCCAGUAUGCUCGCCAACGUGUUCAUUAUCUUUGGUAUCGUCUACCUCUGGUACUUUUCGAUCGACAGUCUGGCGCAGCAUGGCAUGGGUCCCGAGAUCCAAAUGUUUAACAGUGAGAGCUUUGCCCUGUUCUUGGGUACCGCUGUCUUUUCCUAUGAGGGUAUUGGUCUGAUCAUUCCUAUCACCGAGUCCAUGGCCGAGCCCGAAAAGUUCCCUCGCGUUCUUGCUACCACUAUGACUAUCGUAACCUGCAUUUUCGCCAGCGUGGGCGCCCUCUGCUAUUCCGCCUUUGGCAGCAAUGUCCAGACCAUCGUUCUCAUGAACCUCCCCGUCACUGGCGGCAUGACCAUCACGGUCGAGAUCCUUUACUCGUGCGCCAUCAUCCUCUCGGUCCCUCUUAUGUUGUCUCCAGCUUCGAAGAUCGUUGAGAACGCCUGGUGGGGUGAAAAGUCUGGCGGCCGUAGCUUGAAGGUCAAGAUGCAGAAGAACGCUGUCCGCACCCUCUUGAUCUUGAUCUGCGCCUUUGUCGCCUUUGGAGUUGGUGGCCCUUCCUUGGAUAUCUUUGUCUCGCUCAUCGGAAGCGUGGCCUGCAUGCCCCUCUGCUUCAUCUUCCCAGCCUUGUUCCAUUACAAGGCAUGUGCCAAGACCUGGAAGACCAAGGCUAUGGAUAUUGCUCUUGGAGUGCUUGGUGUCGUUGCCAUGAUCUUCACCCUCUACAUUACUAUUCACUCCUGGAUCGACCCCGCCGAGCCCCAUCCUGAGUUGGACCGGUGCGUUGCCUUUACUCAGUAG